Oncorhynchus kisutch (coho salmon) is the source of this 2887-nucleotide messenger RNA. RefSeq names its product NLR family CARD domain-containing protein 3-like. Lineage: Eukaryota; Metazoa; Chordata; Actinopteri; Salmoniformes; Salmonidae. The coding region runs from base 113 to 2887 and encodes 924 amino acids. The record is from RefSeq and is a predicted model, not a curated record. The transcript is spliced from 6 exons.
CUGAGCUGAAACAGAAAGUAAAGUUGUUCUUUUGUUCAGGAUCCAUUUUGAGACGACAGAGCAGAAAACACUAUAUAGAGAUUAUUGAAAAAUAAAGGGUCAGUUCUCUAAAAUGAGUCUCUCUGGGGAGAGAGAUGAAGGGGACCCUGCCUCAAAAAUGAGACUCUCUGGGGAGAGAGAUGAAGGGGACCCUGCCUCAAAAAGACUCUCUGGGGAGAGAGAGGGAGGACCUGACACCAAAGCUAAGAGACCAAUCCAGCAGGAGAGACCAGCCUCCCCUGUUCCCAGCUGUGUGUCCAUGACGAGUGACCGGUCUAUGCGUCUACCUAUACAGUUUAGAGAGGGAGACUUUUCUACUGAACAAAGUCCAAUCAAGCAGGAGAGACCAGCCUCCCCUGUUCCCAGCUGUGUGUCCAUGAAGAGUGACUGGUCUAUGGAUCUACCUAUACAGUUUAGAGAGGGAGACUUUUCUACUGAACAAAGUGGAUGGUCUACUCUGCCAGAGGAUCAGUCCAGGUGUGCAGUGUGUCAGCAGGUGCUGAGGGAUCCAGUCUCUAUCACCUGUGGACACCGGUUCUGCAGACAGUGCAUCACCAGAUACUGGGAGAAACCUGCUCCUUCAGGAGACUAUGACUGUCCUCGGUGUAGAAAGAGAUCCAGAACACGUCCUGUACUACAGCACCUGAGUGAACCCAAUGAUGCAAGAGGCUCUGACUACAUGGAUGACAGCCUGCAGAGAGCUGUAGUAAACCAUGAAGACAGUCUGCAGAGAGCUGUAGUAAACCAUGAAGACAGCCUGCAGAGAGCUGUAGUAAACCAUGAAGACAGUAUGCAGAGAGCUGUAGUAAACCAUGAAGACAGCCUGCAGAGAGCUGUAGUAAACCAUGAAGACAGUCUGCAGAGAGCUGUAGUAAACCAUGAAGACAGUCUGCAGAGAGCUGUAGUAAACCAUGAAGACAGUCUGCAGAGAGCUGUAGUAAACCAUGAAGACAGCCUGCAGAGAGCUGUAGUAAACCAUGAAGACAGUCUGCAGAGAGCUGUAGUAAACCAUGAAGACAGCCUGCAGAGAGCUGUAGUAAACCAUGAAGACAGUCUGCAGAGAGCUGUAGUAAACCAUAAAGACAGUCUGAUAAGGAGAUAUGAAUGUGUGAUAGAAGGCAUCGAAACAGCAGGGACUCAAACUCCCCUUAACAGGAUUUACACAGAGCUCUACAUCACAGAAGGAGAGAGUGAAGGGGUUAACGAUGAACAUGAGGUGUGGCAGCUAGAGACAGCAUCCAGGACACCAACCUCACAUGACACAGCAAUCCACUGCAAUGACCUCUUUAAACCCUUACCUGGCCAAGAGAGAAGCAUCAGAACUGUGCUGACGAAGGGCAUCGCUGGCAUCGGAAAAACUGUCUCUGUGCAGAAGUUCAUCCUAGACUGGGCUGAAGGGAAGGCUAAUCAAGAUGUGGAGAUCAUAUUUGUGCUUCCUUUCCGGGAGCUGAACUUGAUCAAAGAUCGCCAGUACAGUCUUCUCAGACUUUUAAAUGACUUCCACACAGAACUAGACAAAGGCAAUGCAGAGAAACUCGCUGCCUGUAAAGCUAUGUUCAUCUUGGAUGGUUUGGAUGAAAGCAGAUUUCCAUUGGAUUUCCAGCACAAUGAAAAGGUGUCUGAUGUCACCCAGACAUCAUCUCUUGAUGUUCUGAUGACAAAUCUCAUCAAGGGAAAUCUGCUUCCCUCUGCUCUCCUCUGGAUAACCUCCCGACCAGCAGCAACCAAUCAGAUACCACCUCAGUGUGUUGACCAGGUGACAGAGGUACGAGGGUUCAAUGACCCACAGAAGGAGGAGUACUUCAGGAAGAGAUUCAGUAAUGAGGACCUGGCCAGCAGAAUCAUCUCACACAUAAAGACAUCAAGGAGCCUCCACAUCAUGUGCCACAUUCCAGUCUUCUGUUGGAUUUCUGCAAUAGUCCUUGAACACAUGUUGAGUACAGACAAGAGGAGAGAGAUGCCCACGACUCUGACUGAGAUGUCCAUACACUUCCUGCUCAUUCAGACCAGCCUGAAGAACCAGAAGUAUCAUGGAAGAGAUGAGAUGGAUCAAGAGGAGCUCAUGGAGUCAGAUAAGGACAUUCUUCUGAAGCUGGGGAAGCUGGCGUUUGAAAAUCUGGAGAAGGGUAAUCUGAUGUUCUACGAAGAAGACCUGAAAGAGGCUGGCCUUGAUGUCAAAGAAGCUUCAGUGUACUCAGGAGUGUGCACACAAAUCUUUAAAGAAGAGUCUGUGUUGUUUCAGAGAGUGGUGUACUGCUUUGUUCAUCUGAGCAUUCAGGAGUUUCUCUCAGCUGUCUACAUGUACCAUUGUUACACAACCAAGAACAUGGAUGAACUGAAGCCCUUCCUCAAGAGAAAGUCUAGAGGUGCGUCUGAAGAGAUAACCUUGGAUGAGCUGCUGAAGAGUACCGUGGAUAAAGCCUUGGAGAGUAAGAAUGGACACCUGGACCUUUUUGUCCGCUUCCUUCAUGGCAUGUCACUGGCAGCCAAUCAGAAACUCCUACGAGGUCUGGUGACACAGACAGAAAUCAGUCCAGAGAGCGUCAAGAAAACAAUCCGAUCCCUGAAGGUGAUGCAGAGGAAGAACAUCUCCCCUGAGAGGUGCAUCAAUCUCUUCCACUGUCUGAUAGAGAUGAAAGACCAUUCAGUACAGAAAGUAAUCCAAGAGUACUUGAGGUCAGAGAACAGAUCCAAAAACCUCUCCCUUGCUCAGUGUUCAGCGCUGGCCUACAUGCUGCAGAUAUCAGAGGAGGUUCUGGAUGUGUUUGACCUGAAGGAAUACAAGACAUCAGAGGAGGGUCGUAGGAGACUGCUCCCAGCUGUUAGAGGCUGCAGGAAAGCUCUGUAA